GAAAGAAUAUAUUUCAUGAAGAUAAUACACACAAGGAUUUUAAGAAUGAUCCAGUACCUUUUUACGAGGAGAAGAAACAUGUCAAACGACUCGAUUUUGGGUGAACCAUCACUCGGUCACCGUAACUUGACGCAAUUCUUACGUCAAACGGAAACGGAAAUUAGUUUUUGAUGGCAGACAUGUCGAGCGAAGAUUGUCGAGCCAGCACAACGAGUUCAUCCGGUAACAUCGACGAGACAGGAAACACCAGCGGCCGAAGGAUGUCGCACUUUAAGGAAUACAAGUUCUUCCGCAGCUUCAGCGCGAAAGUCGAGAAUUGGCCGAUGCGCAAAGCGGAAGCCCUUUGGCGGCGAAUGCGCGAGCGGAAAAUCGCAGCAAGCUUGGUACAAGCUUUGCCACGACGAUUAAAGUUUAAUGGCGAGCAGUCAUUCAACCCGACCGACGCGCAGACCAACCGACUGCGUAAUUUGCAGAUUCAGCGUAAAGCGCAUACAGUUGUUCGCUGGUACAAUGUGCGCGUCGAGAUUUAUUUGUGGAGACCCGUGGGUCUUAUAAUAGAUCACAACAUAAACGUGUUCGCGCGUUGGAAAUCAGCUUGUUUGUCUUGAGAAACGUGCCUCUGGUCACUAAGUAGUCCUUUGUUAUAGGCUACUGUCUAAUAUCACCUGCGAGGUUUAUUUUCGAUAAUUACCUUGUAAGUAGAUGAGAAACAUCAUAACGCCGUUUAUGUUAGG
This is a messenger RNA of Camponotus floridanus (Florida carpenter ant), 734 nucleotides long. RefSeq lists its product as uncharacterized. Bases 171 to 608 code for a protein of 145 amino acids. The record is from RefSeq and is a predicted model, not a curated record. Lineage: Eukaryota; Metazoa; Arthropoda; Insecta; Hymenoptera; Formicidae. The transcript has 2 exons.